AUGAGCUACUGGAACUUGGAGAAAAAGAAUUGUGUGCAGUACCGCAGGCAUUUUCUGGUGGACAACAGUGUGUUUCAUGUUGAAAGAUGCAUGAGUGUGAUGCAGUCCGGGACACAGAUGAUCAAACUGAAGCGUGGAGCCAAAGGGCUCGUCCGGCUCUUUUACCUGGAUGAGCACCGGACCCGCCUCCGAUGGCGACCCUCUAGGAAGAGCGAGAAGGCAAAAAUACUUAUCGACUCCAUUUACAAAGUCACCGAGGGUCGGCAGUCUGAAAUAUUCCACAGACAAGCUGAGGGGAAUUUUGACCCCAGCUGCUGCUUCACCAUUUACCAUGGCAACCACAUGGAGUCCCUGGACCUCAUCACCUCCAACCCCGAGGAGGCCCGCACCUGGAUCACAGGCCUCAAGUACCUGAUGGCCGGCAUCAGUGAUGAAGAUUCCCUGGCCAAAAGGCAGAGGACCCAUGACCAAUGGGUGAAGCAGACCUUUGAGGAAGCUGAUAAGAAUGGUGAUGGCUUAUUGAAUAUUGAAGAGAUACACCAAUUGAUGCAUAAACUAAAUGUCAAUCUGCCCCGAAGAAAAGUCAGACAAAUGUUUCAGGAAGCUGACACAGAUGAGAAUCAGGGAACUUUGACAUUUGAAGAGUUCUGUGUUUUUUACAAAAUGAUGUCAUUGAGACGGGACCUUUAUUUGUUGCUCUUGAGCUAUAGUGAUAAGAAAGAUCACCUAACUGUCGAAGAACUGGCUCAGUUUCUGAAGGUGGAGCAAAAGAUGAAUAAUGUGACAACAGACUAUUGUCUUGACAUCAUAAAGAAGUUUGAAGUUUCAGAAGAAAAUAAGGUGAAAAAUGUUCUUGGCAUAGAAGGCUUUACAAGCUUUAUGCGCAGUCCUGCUUGUGACAUAUUUAACCCAUUGCACCAUGAAGUGUACCAAGACAUGGAGCAGCCUCUCUGCAACUACUACAUUGCUUCUUCUCACAAUACGUACCUGACUGGGGACCAGCUCCUUUCUCAGUCCAAAGUGGAUAUGUAUGCACGGGUGCUGCAAGAGGGCUGUCGCUGUGUGGAAGUUGACUGUUGGGAUGGCCCAGAUGGAGAACCAGUAGUCCACCACGGCUAUACUCUCACUUCAAAAAUCCUCUUCAGAGAUGUCGUGGAGACCAUCAACAAGCACGCCUUUGUGAAGAACCAGUUUCCAGUUAUAUUGUCUAUCGAGAAUCACUGCAGUAUCCAGCAGCAAAGAAAGAUUGCUCAGUACCUGAAAGGAAUAUUCCAAGACAAGCUAGACCUGUCAUCUGUGGACACAGGAGAGUGCAAGCAGCUUCCAAGCCCUCAAAGUCUGAAAGGCAAAAUCCUAGUGAAGGGCAAGAAGUUGCCUUAUCACCUUGGGGAUGAUGCAGAUGAGGGGGAAGUUUCCGAUGAGGACAGUGCAGAUGAAAUUGAAGAUGACUGCAAGUUCAAGCUCCACUAUAAUAAUGGGACCACUGAGCAUCAGGUGGAAUCUUUCAUAAGGAAAAAGCUGGAGUCACUGUUAAAAGAAUCUCAAAUUCGAGAUAAAGAAGAUCCUGAUAGUUUCACAGUGAGGGCACUACUGAAGGCCACGCAUGAAGGCUUAAACGCACACCUGAAGCAGAAUCCAGAUGUAAAGGAAAGUGGGAAGAAAUCACAUGGACGAUCCCUCAUGACCAACUUUGGAAAACAUAAGAAAACCACAAAGUCACGGCCUAAAUCUUACAGUACUGACGAGGAGGAGGAUGCACAGCAGAAUCCUGGCAGGGAGGGUGGCCAGCUGUACAGGUUGAGUCGCCGAAGGAAAACCAUGAAGCUCUGUCGAGAACUCUCUGAUUUGGUUGUGUACACAAACUCGGUGGCAGCCCAGGACAUUGUGGAUGAUGGAACCAUGGGAAAUGUGUUAUCAUUCAGUGAAACGAGAGCGCAUCAGGUGGUUCAGCAGAAAUCAGAGCAGUUCAUGAUUUAUAACCAAAAGCAGCUCACGAGGAUUUACCCCUCCGCCUACCGCAUUGAUUCCAGUAACUUCAACCCUCUGCCCUACUGGAAUGCAGGGUGCCAGUUAGUGGCACUGAACUACCAGUCAGAAGGGCGAAUGAUGCAGUUAAAUCGAGCCAAAUUCAAGACAAAUGGCAAUUGUGGUUACGUCCUCAAACCCCAGCAAAUGUGCAAAGGUACUUUCAACCCUUUCUCUGGUGAUCCACUUCCUGCCAACCCCAAAAAGCAGCUCAUCCUGAAAGUGAUCAGUGGGCAGCAACUCCCCAAGCCUCCAGACUCUGUGUUUGGAGAUCGAGGCGAGAUCAUUGAUCCUUUUGUCGAAGUUGAAAUUAUUGGAUUGCCAGUAGAUUGUUGUAAAGAUCAAACCCGUGUGGUGGAUGACAAUGGAUUUAACCCUGUGUGGGAAGAAACCCUGACAUUUACAGUACAUAUGCCAGAAAUAGCUUUGGUUCGGUUCCUCGUAUGGGAUCAUGAUCCCAUUGGACGAGACUUUGUUGGACAAAGAACUGUGACCUUCAGCAGCUUAGUGCCUGGCUACCGGCAUGUCUAUCUGGAAGGACUGACAGAAGCAUCCAUAUUUGUCCACAUAACAAUCAAUGAAAUCUUUGGAAAGAACAGACAGCUCCAAGGUCUGAAGGGACUGUUUAAUAAGAAUCCCAGGCACAGUUCUUCAGAAAACAAUUCCCAUUAUGUCCGGAAACGAUCGAUUGGAGAUAGAAUUCUGCGACGCACAGCCAGUGCCCCAGCCAAGGACAGGAAAAAGAGCAAAAUGGGCUUCCAAGAAAUGGUAGAGAUAAAGGAUUCUGUGUCUGAGGCCACAAGAGAUCAAGAUGGUGUCCUGCGGAGGACCACACGGAGUUUGCAAAUUCGCCCUGUCUCUAUGCCUGUUGACAAAAGUCUUCUGGGAGCUUUGUCACUUCCCUUAUCUGAAACAGCAAAAGAUACAGAAGGAAAAGAAAACUCUCAGGCAGAAGAUGAGGAUGGCAGAAGAAAAGGGAAGGGAAGUACAAAAGAUCCACGUUCUCCAAAUUUUAACAAAAAGUUCUCCUCCUCCUCCAGUGUGCUCCUCCACAAAGACCCCUGCCAAGGAGACUCCACUGUUUCUAUUGCCAACAUGUCGAUCACAGAAGAGCAGUUGGGAGUGCCAGGUCCUAAGGGUGGGGGAACCAAAUCCAAUGUGACAAGUGAUUGCCAGGAAAAUCACCGUCCCAGCAAAUCUCUCUCGCCAAGACAGCAUUUGGCUCUUGAUCCUAUGGUUAACCUAACACAAGAUCUGCAUGGUGUGAAAACCAAGGAAAAGAGGAAUGCUGAGGGCUCCGUGGAAGGUAAAAGCACAUUGUCAGGAGGCGUCUUUUCUCAAAGCAAUCUGGAGAUUAAGAACCUGGAAGGUGAUAAGGGUAAGAGUAGAGCUGCAACAUCCUUUUCUUUAUCAGAUGUCUCCACGCUCUGUUCUGACACACCUGACUUACAUUCAACUUCGAUUCUGCAGGGGAGUGAAAUUUCCCAUCUUAUUGACAAUGUCACUUUAACAAAUGAGAAUGAGCCAGGCAGUUCCAUCUCAGCGCUGAUUGGCCAGUUUGAGGAAACCAGCAAUCAGGCUAGCUUUACAGUCCUUUCUCAUCUUCAUAGUACCAGCGUGAUGUCAGGUCAUCCUCCCUUGCCUCCCCUAAGCCUACAAACGCCCUUUAAGCAUGGUUUUGCCAAGGGAAAACCCAAGUCAUCCUUCAUGUGCUCAUCUCCUGAGCUGAUUGCAUUCCCAAGUUCAAAGACCACCAAACAUGCAGCAUACACAGCUGUCCAUGAAACUACGUAUUCUCCCAUCUCUAAAACCAAAACAGAUAAUGACCUUUCUGGUAAGGCCAAGACAAGGGCCAUGGAACCCAAGCUGCCUGGGUCCCCUAAUACUUCUCAUGGCUGGCUGCCAAAAAGUCCCAUCAAUGGAGAAGACUGGGAAAUACUGAAGAGCUGCAGCCCUGCCACUUCUGCUGACUUGACACUGGAGGAAAUAAUAGCUGAUCCCACUCUCUGCUUAAAUUCUGAAAAUAGCAGCCUUGUAGAAAUUGAUGGAGAGUCAGAAAAUCUGUCUCUAACAACCUAUGAAUGUAGGAGAGAGGGCACGAGUCAAAUUGCUUCUCCUUUAAAACUGAAGUACAGACAGGAUGUGGUGGAAUACUUUCAAAGAGGUUUAAGAAAUGGCUAUUGUAAAGAGACUUUCCACCCUUCUGUCCCUGAAAUAUUCAACAAUAUUCAAGAUGUCAAAAAUCAAGGUAUUUCUUGUCUAUCCUAUCAGGGUGCUGGCUUAGUGCAUAACCAUUUCUCAAAUUCAGAUGCAAAAAUGAAUCAGACCUGUUCAAAAAUGAAGCAGUCUAGUGUUCAAGAUAUGCAUACCCCUGCACCCAAGCAGUCCACACAUCCUCCUUUGCCUGCUCUGAAACUGCCCAGUCCUUGCAAAUCCAAAAGUCUGGGGGACUUAACGUCAGAGGACAUCACCUGCAAUUUUGAGAGCAAGUACCAGUGUAUUAGUAAGAGUUUUGUUACAACUGGCAAUCGAGACAAGAAGAGUGUGACUGUGAAGACAAAGUCCUUAGAGCCUAUCGAUGCCCUGACCGCACAGCUUCGAAAGCUCGUGUCCUUUGACCAGGAAGACAGCUGCCAAGUGCUCUAUUCAAAGCAGGACGCCAAUCAGUUCCCCAGGGCGCUGGUCAGAAAGUUGUCAUCCAGAAGUCAGAGCAGAGUGCGCAAUAUUGCCAGUCGUGCCAAGGAGAAACAGGAAGCCAACAAGCAAAGAGUUGUGAACCCCGGCAGCGGGGGAGGAGUGGUUCUUAGGAACAAACCCGCAGCAGCCGGCCCGGCGGUGAACCGGCACUCCACCGGCUCGUACAUCGCGGGCUACCUGGGCAGCGUGCAGCGGGGCCUGGAGGGCCGCGGCCUCCCGGAGGGCGCGUGCACCGCCCUUCGCCUCGGCUACGUCGACCAGUUUUGUUCAGAUAAUUCGGUUUUGCAGACUGAGCCAAGCAGUGAUGAUAAACCAGAAAUUUAUUUUCUUUUGAGACUGUGA
Cynocephalus volans (Philippine flying lemur) is the source of this 5064-nucleotide messenger RNA. RefSeq names its product phospholipase C eta 1 (gene PLCH1). The record is from RefSeq and is a predicted model, not a curated record. The transcript is spliced from 22 exons. The coding region runs from base 1 to 5064 and encodes 1687 amino acids. Gene Ontology annotation, molecular function: calcium ion binding; phosphatidylinositol-4,5-bisphosphate phospholipase C activity. Gene Ontology annotation, biological process: lipid metabolic process; release of sequestered calcium ion into cytosol; phosphatidylinositol-mediated signaling. NCBI's taxonomy places the organism in Eukaryota, Metazoa, Chordata, Mammalia, Dermoptera, Cynocephalidae.